AUGGACCGAGAUAAGUGGAGGAAAAAGAAAGAGGAGAAGAAACAACAAGAGGAGAUAGCUAUCUCCUCUACCUGUUCAUCUUCUUCUUCUGAAAGUGAGGACUUAGACAUUGAAAUGGGAGAAAACAACUCUCCUAAAGUUGUUAUUCGAGCUGCUACUAAGCCUACUAGCAGCCUAGCAGCUAGCAGCUUUGCUUCUACUAGUAAUCUUGCUAGUUUUGCAUCUUCCACCCCCUCUACUCAGAAGAGAGAUCACCUAGACCUAUCCCCAGAGAAACCCAGGCCUAAGCAUAUUGCUAUAGUAGCUAAGGAACAACUAUUUACCCUUGUCCAAAGUAAGGCAGCAAAGAGAAAGGAAGAAAAAGAACUCUUCCUUAAGAGAAAACUAGUACUUGUUACUAGCAAGGAAGAUGAGGGACAGGAGAUAGGUUCUCUAUCUCUAAGAAACAAGAUAAACUACUGUCUCCUGGCUGUUUCUACAGCUAAAAAGCCUCUUGUUGCUGCUGUCUCUAGGUCUAGAGAUAAGCAAAAUAUUGUCCUUACUACUACAGAGGACUACAAUGCAGAUUUUCUUAUUAAACAUAAAGAAAAAUGGCAGAAUCUAUUUCGAUUUAACCGUGAGCAAAGGGUUGAGACUUGGGCACAAAUUGUUGCCUAUGGGGUUCCCCUAGCCCUGAAUUUUUAG
Molecule: messenger RNA, 684 nt
Organism: Westerdykella ornata
Lineage: Eukaryota; Fungi; Ascomycota; Dothideomycetes; Pleosporales; Sporormiaceae
Exons: 2
Coding region: 1-684 (227 amino acids)
Source: RefSeq, a predicted model, not a curated record